CUUCUCAGUACGGAAACUCCAAUUGAUUGGGGCAUUCACUUCACACCACCUUCUUUGAUUCGAGAAGGAUUGUACUCGACAGAAAUACACGCCAUAUUUCCAAGCCAGCGCACUCAAUUACCCCCAUUGCGACACUUGCGCAUAUCCUACCCAGGGAGAACUCCGCAGUCUCUUCCAUUUUCUCUCUCUCAAAGCGCCCACGCCCACCCUCACUCACCCCCCCCCAACCAUCACCAUGUCCCUCUCCGAAAACUUCAUAACCUCCAUCCGCGCCGCCCCCAAAUCCGCCAACACCGCCAUCUCCAAAGACAUCGGGAUCUACACGCACACCCUCCACCCGACCUACACCAUCGACAGCGCCUUCAAGAAAUCCUCCACCACCCCCCACUGCCUCGCCGUGAGCAGCACGCACAUCUUCGCCGCGCAAGCCGACAAGGCCGUCGUGCACAUCUACUCGCGCCAGCGCGCGAACCAGGAAGCUCUCGUCUCGUUUCCGGAGCGGAUACACAGUCUCGCGUUGCUGCAUGAUGGAUUGCUCGCGCUGGGGACGGCGGAGGGGAGAGUUAUUCUGUGGGAGGUGUUGACGGGACGACAGGUGUCGACGCCGACGUCGCAUUUACAGCCUGUUACGUGUUUGAGUGGUGAUGCGACGCACUUGGUUUCUGGGUCCGCGGACUCGAAAUUGUAUGUGUGGUCUGUACCCGCGCUGCUUUCUCAAGCUACGAGUGGCCCCCACGAGCCGCUGCGCGCGCUGUCGAAUCAUCGCGCGGGAGUCACGGAUGUAGUCCUCGGCCAUGGGGGGAGCGGGACGAAUAUCUGUGUCUCGGCGAGUAAGGAUAAUACGGCGAUCGUAUGGAACUACCAGACUGGUGAACUACUACGCACAUUCCUCCUCCCAGCAACCCCAACAUGCCUCGCCCUCGACCCGUGCGAUCGUGCGGUUUACAUAGGGUUCGAGAAUGGGGAUGUGCAGGCGGUUGAUUUGUUCGUGCCGAAGGCGGCGGUGAACGCACUUCAUGACGCGGAGCAACAGGCUACGCCUAUCCAAGUCCCUCCUACGCCCCUUACCGGCGCACCUACAGAGCUGGGGGAGGUGCAUUGCCUAGGCGUGAGCUACGACGGCACAACUCUCGUAUCCGGGCACGCAUCGGGCAAGAUCACGCAGUGGGAGAGCGGGGCGAAGAAGUUCGUCGCGGAGUUAGGGGAUGUGAACGCCCCCGUUACGAAUCUAGUCAUGCUUGACCCUCUAAAGGGUGCUGAGAGGGUAGCGGCGGUGGGUGUAUCGAAGCCGCGGCUGGGAGAGGGAAAUGGGGUGUUCGUUGGGCAGUUUUUGGGCGGGUUGUUAGGGAAGGGGGAGGGGAGGAAGGGGGUGCAGGUUAAGGAGGUUGGGUUUGAUGAGGGGGAGUUGGAGAGGGCGAUUUUGGAGUUCUCGGCGGCUCCUGCGGCGGCGGCAGCGGUGAAGGGGGGGAAGACGGAUGAAGCGCUUAGGAAGGAGAAUGAGGAGUUGUGGGCGAUUGUGAAUGAGCAGAAUGAGGUGCAGAAGUCGACGUGGAGUAAGUAUCGGAAGGUGGCUUCGGGGAAGGUGGAGGGGUGAAGGGGUGAAGAGGGAAGGAUAGGAGCCGGUGAGGACUAUGUAGAUGGGAAUCGGGACGGACGGGGUAAGCCGUGGUGACGGUUCGGUGCCAUGGUGCUUCAAGGCGAGGGGAGGGAGCUGUUGUCGUCCCGAGUGGCAGGCUGGAUGCCGAAGGGAAGGGAUAGACCUCACAGGCAGUUGUCCAUACGACGAGUGGACGAGGGAUCACCACCCCCAGAACAGCAUGCAAGAAGCUAGAAGCGCAGCUCACCUGCAGCUCCCCUCAGCUUAGGCCACAAUACAAUAAACAAACAUCCAAAUGCUAUGCACCUUCGCCCGUCCCACGAGCAGCUCCUAUUGAUCAGCAGCAUGCACGACGCUAGAAGCGCAGCUCAUCUGCAGCUUCGGCCGCGAUGAAGACAUGCACCUUCCCCAACAGCUCCCGUUGAUCAGCACUCACCAGCGUGCAUCCUCUGGUCUCGACCACAAUAAACCACGCACCUUCACCCAUCCCAACAGCUCCCCGUCGAUCACCACACCUCAUCUCGACUACAUCCAUGAAUCGCAAUCCCCACCGCGCGCUCAUCUCCCUCCCUCCCUUGCCGCGUCCAAAAAUAAUGUGAUCGUCGCCGCCGUCGCAAUCUCUCCUCCCGCUACAUAUCUACAGCAGUAGCGAUAGGGAUGACGUCGGGGGGUUAGUGAGGGAUGGCAAGGAGGGCUUUGCUGGUUUGGGGAAGAGAUGCGAUGAUGAAGGGGUCUGGGCUUGAGGUUGUAAGCGUCAAACGCGUGUGGUGGAGGGAGGGUAGGGGUUCUGUGCAUGGGGCUAGAAGGGUGGUGGAGGUGUGGUGGAGAUGAAAUGGUGAUCCCGUGUUGGUGGUUAUGUGGUUGCGUUGAGUGGGUUGGAGGAUGGUGAUAUCGGAAUGGAAUGCUUUGAUAUGUGUGUAUCUUUAGAUCAUUACUGAGCUGUAGUAUAACUGCAUCCUCGUAUCCUUUUAUUCGCAUAACCACUGUAAUGAGCGUAAUUGAGGGUAUAAUAUGUAUAAUAUGUCGGUGUCUGGUGUUGAGCAAAAUUCGCAGGGAUAAAUGAAGCUGAUGGACCGGACCCAUAAGCCGGGUGUCGUGCUGUGCAGGAAUCUGAAACAAAGCCAGCUGGGGGUCAACGGGGCACGGGCCAUACGUCCAGGGGUGAGUGGUUGUGUGGUGUUUAGGCGAG
Messenger RNA from Pseudogymnoascus verrucosus, 2786 nucleotides. It is a transcript of the gene IPI3, whose product is annotated as Pre-rRNA-processing protein ipi3. NCBI's taxonomy places the organism in Eukaryota, Fungi, Ascomycota, Leotiomycetes, Thelebolales, Thelebolaceae. Gene Ontology annotation, biological process: DNA-templated DNA replication; rRNA processing. The coding region runs from base 236 to 1594 and encodes 452 amino acids. Gene Ontology annotation, cellular component: nuclear pre-replicative complex. The record is from RefSeq and is a predicted model, not a curated record. The transcript has a single exon. Gene Ontology annotation, molecular function: protein binding.